Rubroshorea leprosula is the source of this 2547-nucleotide messenger RNA. The record is from the annotation of a GenBank genome assembly. Lineage: Eukaryota; Viridiplantae; Streptophyta; Magnoliopsida; Malvales; Dipterocarpaceae.
GGUCGCCUGAACCCCCAAAACCUCCCGUUUCAAAAUCGGAACAUCACCUAAUUCAGUCUUUGGAAAUCCGAUCGACAGUGGGGGAGACAAUCGGAGGAAAUGUCGGGCUUCCAAGUUCCUUCUUCUUCCUCCUCUGUUCAAUCCUCAUCUUCAUCUCCAUUCGCAUUUGGAUCGUCCACCACCAGCACUGGUUCUGGAUUCUCGUUCGGGUCCUCCCCUUUCUCCUCCUCAAACCCUAGCUCCUCUGCCCCUUUCUCCUUGUCGUCGUUCAACACAUCCUCCUCUGCAGUCCCCUCAAGUCCUAGCAUCGGACUAUUCAACUCUUCUUCAGCCUCUCCGUCCUCUUCCUUUUCUUUUGGGGUUAGCUCCGGGCAGUCUGCAUCCAGUUUUACUUCGUCUCUGUUUGGUUCAUCUUUAUCCUCCUCAAGUUCCGCCGCAGCUACUUCAGUGUCAAGUUCGCCUUCGCCAUUGUUUAGUGCAUCGACAUCCUCUUCGCCCUUGUUUGGUGCUGCUUCAUCUGCAGCGAGUUCAGGCUCACCCCUGUUUGGAGCGUCAUCAUCUAGUACAACUACGUCGCCUCUGUUCGGGACAGCUUCUUCUGCUGCGACUUCCGGUCAGUUCCUCUUUGGCGUGUCUUCAUCCGCGGGGAGUACGGGCUCAUCUUUAUUCGGGGCGCCUUCAUCCGCGGCGAGUUCUGCUUCCCCUUUACUAGGUACGGCUGUGACUUCAUCCCUGUUUGGGGCUUCUUCUACUGCUGCAAGUUCUGGCACAUCCUUGUUUGGGGCAUCUUCUACCGCUGCAAGUUCUGGCCCAUCCUUGUUUGGGGCAUCUUCUACCGCUGCAAGUUCUGGCCCAUCCUUGUUUGUUGCAUCUUCGUCGACUGCAACUUCUGGAUCAUCUUUGUUUGGGGCAACAGGAGCUCCCCCUGUAUUUUCAUCUUCAGCAGCAACAACUACUAGCAGUCUGUUUGGGUCCUCCGUUUCUGCUUCAUCUUCUACUGCUUCUACAACUGCUGCUACUGCCUCUUUCCCAAACUUGCUCUCAUCAAGCUCAGUUUCAAAUUCAAGCUUUGCUUCUCCGGCUGCUACAGGAUUCUCUUUUGCGGGCACUUCUGCAUUUUUGAAGAGCACUUCAACUUCAACAUCAACAACUGCCUCUCCUGCAGCUUCUAUUUCCUCUACGGGCUUCUCAUUUUUAUCACCAUCAUCUUCAGCUUCGCAACCUUCCUCUGCUCUCAGCAAUGCAGCUUCUUCUGCAGCUGCUACGGUGUCAAGCACUCCUGCGACAUCAUCAUCAUUGUUUUCCACGACUACAAGUGCUUUCACAGCUGCUGCUCCUACUACAAGUGCUUCUUCUGCGUCUUCAGCACCGGCUUUCCCUACUUUUAGCCUGAGUUCCUCUUCUGCUGCUCCUACAGCUUCACUGGCUGCUCCAGCUAGUUCAGCUCCUUCAUCUAGCACAGUGACUUCUUUUACUGGUAUCAGCACAACUGCUUCAUCGGUUUCAUCUGGAAGUACUAGUUCUUUCACUGGCUUUUCCUUGUCAACUAAAACAGCAGCUCCCACUUCAUCCUUCCAAGCACAAUCAACUACUGCCCCUGUAUUCAGCCUAUCGACUCCCAGUUCUGCAGCUUCAGGAACUUCAACGUCCAUUACUACUGCUCCCCAGACAACAUCAUCUCUUGUUGUUGCUUCAAGCAGUGGAACAAGUUCAAGUAUUUCAGCUGCAGUAUCUGCUACACCGAAGUUGCCUUCAGAGAUAACAGGGAAGACUGUUGAGGAGAUCAUCAAGGAAUGGAAUGCUGAGCUUCAAGAGCGCACUGGAAAAUUCCGGAAGCAGGCUGCUGCAAUAGCUGAGUGGGAUAGGCGGAUCUUGCACAAUCGUGAUGUUCUUCUUAGGCUUGAGAUUGAAGUGGCAAAAGUGGUCGAGACCCAAGUGAGCUUGGAGCGCCAACUAGAGUUAAUUGAGACUCACCAACAAGAGGUUGACAAGGCCUUGCAAAGUAUAGAAGGAGAGGCUGAGCGUAUUUACAAUGAUGAGCGAGGGUUGCUUCUUGAUGAUGAAGCUGCAUCAACAAGAGAUGCAAUGUAUGAGCAAGCAGAAUUUAUAGAGAGAGAAUUGGAGCAGAUGACAGAACAGAUCAAAUCCAUUAUCCAAAACUUAAAUGCCAGUCAGGGUGGGGACCUAGAUGCAAUUGAUGGAAUGACUCCAUUAGAUGUGGUUGUCAAAAUCUUGAACAAUCAGCUGAGUUCUUUAAUGUGGAUUGAUGAGAAGGCUGAGGAAUUCUCAUCACGAAUUCAAAAACUUGCCGACCAUGGAUCUGCAGCAGAUCGCGAAUUAAUGGCUCCAAGAUUUUGGAUGUCUUAAUCCUUGAUUGUACCAAGUUUGGAUCACUUCAAAGUUGCCUUUUGAGUUUUAACGAACACAGGAAAAUGAAUGGAUAUCCAUGUGAUGUACAUUUGUUUGACCGAACAUUUUAUUUGUGGGAAUGAUAUGCAAGAAGUUUAAUUUUUUGAUGAAUUGCAAGAACAAAUUUUGAGAUACUCA